This is a messenger RNA of Hevea brasiliensis (rubber tree), 897 nucleotides long. RefSeq lists its product as uncharacterized. Bases 336 to 725 code for a protein of 129 amino acids. NCBI's taxonomy places the organism in Eukaryota, Viridiplantae, Streptophyta, Magnoliopsida, Malpighiales, Euphorbiaceae. The transcript is spliced from 2 exons. The record is from RefSeq and is a predicted model, not a curated record.
CCUGCACAUUCCAACGUUCACACCUGAUGUCUAUAUAUACAUAUAUUGCUCCUUCAAGCUGAGCACACAAAAACUGAGAUCCUUUUCUUCUUUCUUUGCUGGUUUAUAAAUUUCUUCUUAGUGUUCCCGUCUUGAUAGUGGAAGAACCUAUUGAAUCUUGGGAGAUAUCACCAUCAAUGGUAAAUAUCUUGAGUAACAGACCCUUGUGAAUUAAUCCUGCAGCUGUUCCAUUUUUCAUUAAUAUCUCCAACAAUAAUUACUAGAGUUAGUUUGCUGGGUCAAGUUGCUUGGAAAGCAGGAACACAGUUAAAGCACUAACACAUCCAGAACUAGUUAUGGCAAGUUUGAUGAUGAAGAAGCUGUUAUUCUUGAUCUUAAUUGUUGCUGGAUCAAUCUCAUCAUGUACUCUUGGAGUUGAAGUUGAAAGAUUCGCUUGGGGAAAGGGAAGGAAAGAGAAAACUGCUUGUCAACUUAUUACAAAAGCACAUUCUAAGAGGAGUAGCUACUUCGCUUGUGAAGAUGUCAAGAGAAACCAUAUGAAUAUGUUGGUAAAGUACUCCAAAUAUGAAAAUCUGCUACCUGGUUCCAAGCAAGCUGUUGAUGCCAAUUUAAGAUAUAAUCGAAUGCCAAGACUCGCCAAACUACACACAUCUCAAAAAGUUUUUGAACCUGGUCCUAUUAUCCAUGCGGCUCCUAGUUUCAGUCCUCCUGGUGGCCAUGGUUGAAUAUGCAGUGGGGAGGAAGGAACCGUGUAAGAGGGCGUUUGGCUUAGCUACGUUCUUAUAAGUUAAUUUGAAUUUAAAAGUAUUUAAAAUUCUAGACAGUACAUGUUUAGUUAAAAAAUAUAUAAGUGACUAAUAAAUAAUUAUGUAUCAAUAAAAAAAUAUACAGCUUAUA